Ceratitis capitata (Mediterranean fruit fly) is the source of this 2133-nucleotide messenger RNA. Its product is annotated as gastrulation defective protein 1 homolog. Gene Ontology annotation, cellular component: site of double-strand break; nucleus. The coding region runs from base 121 to 2061 and encodes 646 amino acids. Gene Ontology annotation, molecular function: protein binding. The record is from RefSeq and is a predicted model, not a curated record. The transcript has 2 exons. Lineage: Eukaryota; Metazoa; Arthropoda; Insecta; Diptera; Tephritidae. Gene Ontology annotation, biological process: regulation of DNA double-strand break processing.
GUUCGAUAUUUUGUGCUUUCCUUUCAACGCCAACAACAAAAACAGCUAAAAUUUAAUUUGCACCAAUAGCAGAAAAUAAUCAAUAACAAAUGUGUCGCAAGUCUGUAAGAAAUUUUGAAAAUGAAUCGCAAUAAAAUUUCCUUUGGGAAAAUUAAUCUUAACCCAAAUAAACCGGCCGUUGCGGUCGAAAAGCCAAAUGAUAGUGAGCAUGUUGCAACGAAUUCAGCCGUGACCGGCGGAGGAUUCAAAAAAAUGGGUAAGGAGCAGCUUAUACGUCAAGUGGAAGAGGUAACUGACGAUAUGGAAAGUCAGCACCUUAAGGAAGUUAUGGGUAUAAGCGGUUUUGGACGUAAGGCAGCAAAAGUUUUCGAUAUUAAUGAACAAAUAGCGAAAGCGCGUGAAGUAGCGCCACCAAAACCACGCACAGAAAUUGAGCAAGAGAAAACGGCAGGUGAUGAUGAUUCCGAUGAUGAACCCGUGUUUGGACCUUUGCCAACCGACGCAGUAGGUGGUGAAAAAGAGCUGAAAAGACAAUUAAAAAAAUCCAACGCAGACAGUGAUGAUGAUGAUGACAGCGAAGAUGAGGAUGAUGACGAUGAUAAGUUGGAACGAAAAAUACCGAAUACACAUGAGGUGCAAAUGCAACAUGGUUCACGUGCCGUGCUCGCACUCGCGGGUGAUCCCGCAGGGGCACGCUUGGUUUCCGGCUCAAUCGAUUAUGAUAUGUGCUUUUGGGAUUUCGCCGGCAUGGAUGCGGCAAUGCGCAGUUUCCGUACCAUACAACCGUGUGAGAAUUAUCCCAUACGCUCAUUACACUAUUCGGUCACAGGAGAUAUGAUACUAGUGGUUUCGGGAAAUUCACAGGCAAAAAUACUUGAUCGUGAUGGAUUUGAAAAAAUGGAAUGUGUUAAAGGUGAUCAGUACAUAAGCGAUAUGGCGCGUACAAAGGGUCACACAGCACAACUCACAUCCGGGUGCUGGCAUCCGUAUACUCGUGAGGAAUUUCUCACCGCUGCAUUGGAUGGCACAUUACGUAUUUGGCAUGGAUUGAAGUCAAAGGAACAAAAAAAUGUUAUUAAAACGCGUGCACAAGGUGGUCUACGUACCAAUGCCUCGGCGUGCACAUUUAACCGCGACGCUACACUGAUUGCGUCUGGUUGUGUAGAUGGUUCGAUACAAAUGUGGGAUACGCGCAAAAUGUUCGUUAACACCACUCAUUGUUUACGAGGCGCUCACCAAAAAGGUGCAGAAAUCAGUUCCAUACAAUUCUCUUACUUGGGCACACAGUUGGCCACGCGCUCCAACGAUGAAACCAUGAAAUUGUGGGAUUUACGAAAGUUUAAAGAUCCACUGCAUACUUGGACUGAUUUAUUUUCUCGUUAUGAUACUACAGACUGCUGCUUCAGUCCGGAUGAUAGGAUGCUGGUAACAGGUGAAUCCUUACCAAAAGGUGCCAAAGAAGCCCAAUUGCAUUUCUAUAGCACACAAACAUUCGAAGAGGUGAAGCGCAUCGGUGUUACCGAUUCACAUAUAAUAAAAACCCUAUGGCACCCUAAGUUGAAUCAGAUAUUUGUGGGUUGUGGCAAUGGUGUCAUAAAAUGUUUCUACGAUGAGUUGCAGAGUUCCCGUGGUGCGAAAUUGUGUGUUGUAAAAACCCAUCGCAAGAAGAAACACACCGAAAUGGUUGGUGUAUCGCAAAUCAUAACGCCACAUGCGCUACCCAUGUUUAGACAGGAGAAAUCUAAAUCGUCACGUAAAAAAAUGGAGAAAGAACGUUUGGAUCCGGUAAAAUCUCAUCGUCCAGAUUUACCAAUUACCAGCGGUCAAGGUGGCCGUGUGGCGAGCUCUGGUGGCACACUAUCCUCUUAUGUCAUACGAAAUUUGGGUUUGAGCAAACGUGUCGAUGACGAUCAGGAUCCACGUGAAGCAAUAUUGAAAUAUGCAAAGGAAGCCGAAGAGAAUCCGUAUUGGAUAGCGCCAGCUUAUAAGAAAACACAACCGAAGCCAAUAUUUACAGACUCUACCGGCGAGCCGGAUGCAAAGAAGGCUAAAGAGGAGUGAUUAAGUUAGAAUGCUAUAAAUAAUUAAAUUUAAAUUUAGUCUUCAUUAUACAAAUAAAUAUACACUAACCAA